This is a messenger RNA of Colletotrichum abscissum, 1236 nucleotides long. RefSeq lists its product as uncharacterized. Lineage: Eukaryota; Fungi; Ascomycota; Sordariomycetes; Glomerellales; Glomerellaceae. Gene Ontology annotation, cellular component: cytoplasm. The record is from RefSeq and is a predicted model, not a curated record. The transcript has a single exon. The coding region runs from base 1 to 1236 and encodes 411 amino acids. Gene Ontology annotation, molecular function: electron-transferring-flavoprotein dehydrogenase activity; flavin adenine dinucleotide binding.
AUGACGGACCCCACUGCAUCAAAGAAACUCAUCGUCAUCCUCGGUAGCUCCUAUGGCGGUCUAUCCACAGCCCACUAUCUUCUCAAACAUGCCAUUCCAGCUUUACCAAGCGCAACAGACUUCAAGGUCGUUCUCGUCAGCCCCUCCGCAGAAGUCAUGUGCCGGCCUGCAUGCCCCCCCGCACUGAUAUCUGACGACAUGUUUCCCCAAGACAAGCUCUUCGUCGACAUACCCAGCGUCUUCAAGCAAUACGAUAGUGAAAGCUUCCUCUUCAUUCAAGGAACCGCAACAAGUCUAAGGCAUGGUGAGAGAACUGUAUCCGUCACCCCGAAAGUCAAGAGCGAUCCAAUCACUCUUUCCUACCACGCCCUAGUGGUUGCUACUGGUGCAUCAACUCCCUCGCCUCUCCUCGGUCUCGACAGCGACUCUGAAAGUUUACGAAAAAGCUGGGCCGAUUUCCGCGAGACUUUGCCGAAGGCGAGAAGCAUAGUGGUCGUAGGUGGAGGGCCAGCGGGUGUCGAGACCGCCGGCGAGCUGGGCGAGCAUUUGAAUGGUCGAAAGUCGCAACGUCCAAAGGUUCCCAUUACCCUUGUCUCAUCUGCCCCUGAAAUUCUUCCCGCGCUUCGUCCUGCUAUCGCCCGCAAGGCAGAAGGUUAUCUCGCUCAGGUCGGAGUCACUGUCCUGAAAGGGGUUCGGGUAAAGGAUGUGGUGCCGGCUGAAGCUGGAAUCACAGGAGUGACGACAAAUGCAAUGGUCACUCUGGACAGUGGGAAGACAAUUGAGGCCGAACUUUACAUCCCCGCAACUGGUACACGACCGAACACGAGCUUCAUCGACGACGAUCUGCUCCUCUUUGAUGGACGAGUCAAUACGAAUCCCCUAACUCUUCGCGUUGAUACAGCUGGACCCCGCGUCUACGCCAUCGGCGACGCGUCUUCGUUCGCCAGGCCAGCUAUUCACAACAUCCUGAGUGCGGUUCCGGUCAUGUGCGCCAACAUUAAGCGGGACCUACUGCUGGCUUCUGAAAGUCCGGAGAGCGCCAGUGACAAGGAUAGACUAUUCGAGGAGGACGUCCGUGAGACUCAGUUGGUUCCGGUGGGAAAGAGCAAGGGGGUCGGGGCCGCCAUGGGAUAUCAGCUGCCCAGCUUCAUGGUGUGGAUGAUCAAGGGUCGGGACUACUGGCUGUGGACGACGGGGAAUCUUUGGAGUGGGAAGCAGUGGGCUAAGGAGUCUUAA